AAUUCGGGUCAACCCAAAUUUGGUUUUAAUUAAAAAACAUGUUAACCCGUAUAUCUCUGAAUCAGGGGUGUUUUACGAAGCGGAAAAUUUCACCCAGAGCUGACCGAUCUUUCUCGUCUCCCUAAGCUGCUGAGAAUUGUUGCCGAGAAUUGGAAGAAUAGAAAGCCAUGGCAGUCCAUGAAGAUUCAAAUCCGCACAAAAAGAAAUCAAGUGAUGCCUUGGAUGAGAUACCGACUUUCAAUGUCGAAAACAUGCAAAACAACACGAGAGUUAUUAAUUAUAGCCGCACGUUCAUGUCUAUUAUAGGUGGAGUAAUUGCCGGAAUUUUGGGAUUCACUGGCCUGAUGGGAUUCAUCUUCUAUUUCCUUGUCAUGGCAAUUACAACUGUAGGACUUGCUGCCAAGACAGGGUUUGCUGUUCAUUCUUAUUUCGAUAGCUGGAACCGGAUUGUUCUUGAUGGCAUUUUAGGUGGACUUCUGUCGUUCGUGCUAUUCUGGACAUUUGCCUAUGACAUCGUGCAUAUUUUCUGAAGAAUGUGGAAUGAAGAUUUGUGCUAAGUUGCUGCCUGCAAUGAAAUGGUACAUGAACUUGCACAUGAAAGCACUGGAGCAAAGAAAGAGGACUCAGUUUUGAUUUCACAAUGUUCACCGUUAAAUCAUUAACAUUGCUUUAUGCUCAUUAUGAUUUUUAAGUUUUCUUAGCAGUGUAAGAGUGCUGGUCUGCAGAAAUAGCAUCAGCUGUUAACUUAAUUUUUCCAUCAGAGAAUGCUUAUGUACUUCAGCGUCUUGAUGAAUUGUCUCUCGUGUUUAUUCUUAGAUACAGAGCACAUCUCUGUAAUGGUUGAUUGUAUACAUUUCUCUCA
Molecule: messenger RNA, 862 nt
Organism: Sesamum indicum (sesame)
Lineage: Eukaryota; Viridiplantae; Streptophyta; Magnoliopsida; Lamiales; Pedaliaceae
Product: Rab5-interacting family protein
Biological process (GO): autophagosome assembly; protein folding in endoplasmic reticulum
Cellular component (GO): EMC complex; endoplasmic reticulum; membrane
Source: RefSeq, a predicted model, not a curated record